GACCUGUUGACCCGAUCUGAAACUGUCCAAAAACUGGAAUUUUUUGUAACCCGAAAUCCGAAUGACCCAAACCCGAUAACCCGUGAUUUUUUGGGUCAGGUUGGGUGGGUUAGCGGGUUGACCCGUUAGACCCGUUCCGUUUAAUAUAUUACUCCCAAAAUAUGAUAAAAUCACUCAUAAAUUGGUGAGAGGUUUAAAAAAAAUCACAAGGAUUUGAAUGACAUGUUUGGAGUUUAAAUGUAAUCAAAUAAGUGUUUCUUGUAUUAGUAUUACUCUUGUGAUUGUUUUUUGACGAUUUGCGCAAUUUAUAUUUCAUUUUAUUAGCGUGGGAGGAUUUGAGAAUAUGUUAAUUGACAUGUGUUAGGUAAACUAUUGUCAUGCAUAUGUGGAAAUUUGUGUUCUUUAAGAAAAUAUGAAACAUGUUUAAUAUUGUUUCUGAGAACGCUCAUAACCUGAAAUGACCCAUAACCCGACCCGACCCGUAACCAAAGUUUCCAACCCGAAAUUACCCAACCCGACCAGGUCUUAAUCAUCUACACAUAAUAUAAUACACCGAAGGGAAAAACGGGAGCCCCAUUUCAAAUUUCCUGCAAUGAGAGUGAAAGUAGGAAGGACAUUUUGGUCUUCACAAUUACUUUUUUUUAUUCAUUAAAAAGAUACAUACUGGGAUUUGAACCAUGACCAUUUUAAAGAAAGGCAAAGAUCAUAACCAAUCACACUAAAUACAUUUGUUGUAUCUUUUUAAAUUAAAAACAUAUAAUAGCAGGGUGGGAAAAACUCUUCCCCUAUUUCAAAUUUCCUAUUCCAGGAGCGUUUGUAGGAAUGGUGGAAUAGGGAGUGUCAAUUUUUUUCUCUUUCCUCUGUGGAACGGGCCAACUUACCGUACACAUGCGGAUUUAAACGGGUCCAGGAGUGUCAAUUUUUUUCUUUAUACCCUUUUAUUUCUCCGUGGUGAUAAAAUAUAUAUGAAAAGGCAAAAAUAAUACUCCUUUUUAUUAUUAAAAAUAAAAAAUUUAACAAUAAACUAAUGCAUGGUAUCUAAUGGGCUAACCGCUAACCAUAAAACAAAAGAGUUGAAUGAGCCUGACCUACAUGGGAUUUGGUCAUCAAGUAAAACAAAUGAACAUCAUUGGUUUGCCAUUCUAAAACAAGCUAUUUUCUCUGACAUAAUAUAUAUAUAUGCUAUUAUUUUAUAUCUUAGUGGCUAAAAUAUAAUGUAUUUUAAAGUUAUUCAAUGGUUCAACCUCGACCAACCCAAUUAGUCCAAUUUUUAUCAUUUCAAAUAUAUAUUUUAUAAUUAUUUGACAUCAUAAUGAUCAAAUUAUAGUGUAUUUUAUAGGGAAUCGUUUGGUAUUUGUUAGUAAAAAACUAAACAUAAAGAUCUAUUUGGUUAUUUUAAACAUUAAAACGAUCCUAAACAUUUUCAGUUCCUUUUGAAUUUAUAUGGUUUUAUUCCCAAAUAAGUGAUGUGCAAAUGGCGAAUUGUAGUCGUCUCUUUUCUUUCACUAUUUUUUAUUUUCAAAUAGAAAGUUUAAAAGUAAAGAAUAAUUAGAAUUUGGCAUGGGUCGGUCAAACAGGUUGAAUUUCAAGUUCUGGCCUGUUUGUUUUAUGCAUUGCAAAUUUAUUAGCAUGUUGAUGGAAAUGGCUUGGAAAAAAGACAUAUAAGUUGUACCUUUGCAGAAAUGUCCUCAAAUGUUUGAAUGCUUUGUGAAUCAGGUUCUGUGACUUUUGUGAUGGUGUAUGUGCUUGACGAUUGCUCGAUGUUGUAACUACUUAAUUUGAGAGUAAAUCUUUUGAUUUUCCCUAUGAGUUGUGAUACCAGUUCUGGUGGUUGCAGCAUGUUGUCGUUGUUGGCCUGUAAAAGUUGUUCCGUCGUGAUGCUAAAUACCUUUCUUUCUUUUUUAACAAAUUGUGUAGUAGUGCUAUGAAACAGACCACCCAUGAACGCUACGCUUAUUAUGGUCUGUUCUUACUUCCGGUGGUGAGAAAUUGUGAAUUGAGAAUCAUAUUCGCCUACCGCACUGUGUCUGGUUGGUGGCUGCUUACUAUGCUCUCUAGAGUUAUGAAACAGACUACCCAUGAACGUUACCCUUAAGAGUCCAUAACUUUGCGAAAAACCAAAUUUAGGCAAUCAAAGGUGGUGGAUGUUUGAUGAUUUUUUAUGGCUUAAUUGUUUGUGAAUUGGAUAUCUGAUCUUUGUAUGAUUAGAGGGGAUGUUUGCUGAAUAGAAUAAUCCAUUUUAAUUCAUAUUUAUUUUUAACAUGAACUUUAGUAACUCAAAACCUUCGAGACACAUAUCACCUACUGCAUUGUAUCAUUUUGCCUGGGUGCUUGCUGUGUUGUCAAACUUCUUUGCUGCUGCUGCAUUUACACUAACAGGGGAGUUAAGAACCCAUGAAUGUUUCCGUUUGACACAAACAAGAGGACUUACUUCUAAAUCGUGCACUAAAGAUGAUUGGAGGAAACAUCUCUGUUGCAGUUGAUACACUGGAGACCAGAACAAAAGCAACGUAUAACAUCAAAACCAACCAUCUGAACUAUUAGCAUUGUUGCUUUACUCUUUUUUCGUGGUUGAGUAUCCUUCAAAAAAUUUAGUUUGAUUUUAGAAAAUUUUGCUUCUGCAGUCCUGUCUUGCCACCAACGCGUUCAAUAGAUGGAGAUGGCAGAGGCGAAGGCUAUUUUUGUGUUGUUGUUGCUGGUUUAGGGAUCGGUUUGUGAAGAAGAGGGAGAAGAGAGGGGGAAAGGGAAAUGCAUGAGAGGGGGAUAACUCUUUUCUCCGACAAAAAUGGAGUGAAAAAAGGAAUUAUGAUCAGUAAGGAUAUGGUUAUCUUACAUAACUGUGUCUAUUCUGUUUGAAUUGAGCUUGGGAGGUAGUGAUAAGGACGAGCUGCAACCAAUUCAUAGUGAUAAGAGUGCUAUGAACUGUGAUCAUGUAUUAUUUCAAGUUAGAAGGUAGUUUCAGUAUAAGGAUUAUUUAAUUUGACAAGUUGUUUCGUCCAUGAUUUUUGGUAGUUUCAGUGUCAUUCUAGCCAUUGUUUAGUCUGUAAUUUUUGAGAAUUGAUGUGCGAGUAAUGACUUUCACUUAGCUUCAACUAUUAUGUGUGUAUUUAUUGGCAUGUGAUAGAAUUCUCUUUUCCUUUUCUUUGAUAUCAGUUUCAUACUCUAAUUGUAUCAUUUGUACAUAGGCAAAUCAUGCUCGAGAUGACAACUCGCCGAUAUGGCUGGUGCAAGGAAUGAAGCCAUCAUUAAAAUUCAGACCGACAACGGGGAGGGAUGUCUAGGACUAAUUCAACGAUGAUUGAUGAUGGUAUGAUAAAAACUGCAGUCUGCAUCAGCACCAAUUUCUAGGACUAAGUAAAGUUAUUCAACCCAGAACUCUGCUUAGCGCUAAAAAUUGCCCUCACCCAACAUUGAUCCUGUUUGACCCACUUCUGAAGAGUCAAGAUAUAUUACUAAUUCUCUCUGUUCGUAUUUUCUUAUUGACUCUUUCUGACCCUUUAGGUUGGGGCGGGUCGGGAAGAAUCAGAUUAGUGGGUCGGUCCUAAUCAAGUGGAAUCACAAUCCCUUCACUCUCACUUGCUUUCUCUCCCAUUCCACAAGUGGGUAACAUACAGUAAUCCGGCCAACGGGCCGGGUAAUAAGCUAGUAUUUCAAAUGGAAGGAAAGCCGAGUAGCCGACCAUAAGAGACAUUUCAUUCCGUUUGAUCAAAGAGCAUUUCUACUAUGCUAUAUAGUAUUGGUGCUUUAAUGUACAACUUAAAGUUGUACCAUAACAUGAAAUGUAUAAGUUUAGAUUGUACCAUAAAAGAAUUUGUACCAUUAUGUUAUGGUACAACUUUACAACUUGAAGUUGUACCAUCACAUAAAGGUACAAGUUCAAGUUGUACCAUAAAAGAAUUUGUACAAACAGUAUAGGUACAAUAUGAAAUUGUACCAUAACAUAAAUGUACAAUUUUAAGCUGUACCAUAAAGGCAAAAACCUAUAGCACCAAUACUAUAUAGCAUUGUAAAAUUCCUCUUGAUCAAAUUGUGCAAAAUAUCAAAUCCACUCAGGUAUUUUCACAGUACCGAGUUGGAACUCUGGGUAAGAACACAGAAAAUCCAGCCCAAAGCCCAACUUAAUCGGGGAUUAAACCGGGACUGUAUUUCUCAUUUGGUCAAUAUGGCCCAGCUUUAUCUGACAUGGGCCGACGGACAUGCGGCCCGAUAAUCGUUGAUUGUUUUCUAAUCAACGUGGACCGGUACAUCAGGCGUUGAGUCCAGUUUGCAACAUUGGAAACAAACAUAAGUUACGAAUCUGUCAAAAACUGAAGUUUAGUAACUGGUUUGUCAAUGAUCUAAAAGUAUAGUGACCGGAUAAGUAAUUGACCAGAUAAAAGAUUGAGCCAAUGAUGAAAGAAGACAGGCGAAGAACAAAGGUCUAUCAGGUUUCUCCUCAACCCGACAAAGAGGGCCGAUAGCCAGUAGUAGUAGAUUGAGUGAGUGAGUGAGUGAGUGAUUGAUUUGAUGACCGCAGCAGUUGGAAGAAAAGUCGCUUCGAGCUAGUAAGAGAGUCUAAUCAAGCGGAAAAAGGAGAGACCCAAAAAGGCAGAGGCGUUGAAUUCCGAUUCCAUCUUCGAACCCGUGAAGAACUAGUGAAAAAGGGGCCAAAGAUUUCUGGAGCUGCGAGUGAUUGCCGUCUCUUCCCCCAUCAAAGAAAUGGAAACCCAGAAGAUUUUGACAUCAUCUGAAGCAGAAGAGGAAAGGCGGUGGUGGGUCACCGUCCCUAAAGUCGAACUCCAUGCCCAUCUCAAUGGCUCCGUCCGAGACUCCACUCUCCUGGAACUCGCUAGACGUUUGGGGGAGAAGGGCCGGAUUGCGUUCUCAGAUGUAGAGCAUGUUAUCCUGAAAGGUGACAGGUCUUGCCGCGAGGUAUUCAAGCUGUUUGACUUGAUUCACGUCCUCACGACUGACCACAAAACUGUCACAAGGAUUACCAAAGAAGUGAUUGAAGAUUUUGCUUCUGAAAAUGUUGUGUAUUUGGAGUUGAGGACAACCCCAAAGAGGAAUGAUUCUAUAGGGAUGAGCAAACGGUCAUACAUGGAAGCUGUGAUAAAUGGUCUGAGUUCUGUUACUGAAGUAGACAUAGAUUUCACCCCUCAUAGUACUGAUCAUCAUGACCCUGCAAGUUCCUGCAAUUCCAUUGCUGUGAACAAUGUGGAUCAUCAGGGAAGUGGUAGGAAGAAGAUCUACGUCAGACUUCUUCUCAGCAUCGACCGUCGAGAGACAGCUGAAGCUGCAAUGGAAACAGUGAAGCUUGCACUGGAAAUGAGAGGUUUAGGUGUUGUUGGCAUUGACCUUUCUGGCAACCCUUCUGUGGGUGAAUGGAGUACAUACUUGGCUGCACUACAAUUUGCCCGGGAGCAAGGGCUAUAUGUUACGCUUCACUGUGGAGAGGUACCUAAUUAUGAGGAGAUCAACGCAAUGUUGGACUUUCUGCCUCAGAGAAUUGGUCAUGCUUGCUUCUUAAGAGAGCCAGAUUGGGUGAAACUAAAAUCAUCUAAAAUACCAGUUGAGAUUUGUUUGACAUCCAACAUCAUGACAGACACAAUCUCUUCACUUGACAUUCACCAUUUUGUUGAUUUGUACCGUGCGAAACAUCCAAUGGUGCUGUGCACAGACGAUUCAGGGGUUUUCUCCACCAGUCUGUCCAAGGAGUAUAGCCUUGCCUCAUCUGCAUUUGGUCUUGGAAGGAAGGAGUUGUUCCAGCUAGCUAGAGAUAGCGUGGAGUUCAUAUUUGCUGAUGGUGGCGUGAAGCAGGAGUUGAAGGAGAUCUUUAGCUCUGCUGCUGGGAAGCUUGAGCUAUGAUUCUUCUGGUGCAUUCGUUAUUUUACGGCUGUCGAAGAACGUUAGAGUAUUUACUGUUGAAUCUAUGGAACUUUAGAACUGCUGAAAUCUAUUGUCUAAACAGCUAGCUUUAAGCUUAUGGAAGACUGCAUAGAAAUCAUAUUUAUAUGGUUGAUUACAGUCUUUUUGUUAUUAUUUAUUUUCUUUCAAAAAACCCUAUACUAUCCAAAAUAGGUUCUUAAAAUACUUCUUUCAAUUUGAUGAGAUUAGGGUGCCAAUUUCACCUAUAUACAAUUAAAAAAUUCUAGCUUACGAUAACCUGCAGAAACUAUAGAAUUAUAAAUAGGAGCUGAGACCAGUUCGACAACAUUCAUCGAGCAAGGACCUAGCCUUAAAUUUGAAAGUCUCAUGUUCGAAUUGUUUAAAUAGUACCUAAUCGCAAAAUGUAAAAUCUAUACCACUCUUAUCUAAAAAAAACAUUCUUUGAGCAAUGACCUUCCAAGCUAUUGAUAAAUAGAAUAUGAUAGA
Molecule: messenger RNA, 6354 nt
Organism: Linum trigynum
Lineage: Eukaryota; Viridiplantae; Streptophyta; Magnoliopsida; Malpighiales; Linaceae
Source: the annotation of a GenBank genome assembly